AUGCAAGGACAGGGCCUGUGCAGGGGCUGGGUUGCCGCGUCGGCGCCCCCGCGGGAUGACGUGGAUGCUUCGCGGCUAGCGCCUCUUCCGCCCAGGCCGCGGGUCGCGGCCGCCCUCGCUGCUUUGAGGCGCGCGUGCUUUGGCCGCGACAGUACACAGCGCUGCACUCACAACACCACCCUGAACCACAAAUUCGCACACUCUGGGCCCCCUGUCUCCGCCCUCCUCAGCUGGUGGAACCGCCACGUGGCCAACCCCAUCCGCACCCACGGAUACCAGGGAAAGGGGCGCGCCGCCAUGAUGGUCCUGAAGCGCGAGAUCCUGCCGCGCAUCCUGCUGCGGCGCACCAAGGUGCAGUGCGCGGACGACCUGGCGCUGCCCCCGCGCACCCUGGUCCUGCGGCGGGAGCGCUUUGACGAGCGGGAGGCAGACUUUUACGAGGCGCUCUACACCCAGAGCCGCGCCCAGUUUGACGCCUUUGUGGGGGCCGGCACCCUGCUCAACAACUACGCGCACAUCUUCGACCUGCUCAUCCGCCUGCGGCAGGCCGUGUGCCACCCCUACCUGGUGGUGCACUCCACCACGGGCAGCAACAAGGCCGCGGCGGCGGUCGCCACCGCCGCUGUGGACGCUGCUGGGGCCGAGGACGGGACGGCAGGCCCCAGCGGCGGCGCCCAGGACAGCAGCCCCCAGGCCGGCGGCGGGCGCCGCGGCAGCGGCGGCGCGACGUGCGCUGACGACGGCAGCUGCUGCCUGUGCCACGACCCGCGUGAGGACGAGGUGGUGGCGGCGUGUGGCCACGGCUUCUGCAGGAGCUGCGUGGUGGAGUACAUCGAGAGCGUGGGGCCGGCGACCUGCCCAGCCUGCCACAAGCCGCUCACCCUGGACUUCACACGCCACAGUGGCGACGCGGCGGCGGCCGCGCGCGGCGGCGGCGGCGGGUGCGGCGGCGGCGGCGGCUCAUCGUCCGUGCGCGUGCGCAAGGGCGGCAUCCUGUCGCGCGUCGCGCGGGACAAGUUCCAGAGCAGCACCAAGGUGCAGAGGCGCGCGGCGCAGCGGCGCGGGCCGCGGCCGCUGGCCGGGCCCGGGGGCAUUGAGGCGCUGCGCUAUGAGCUGGACCGGAUGGUGGAGGCAGACCCCAGCGCAAAGGCCAUCGUGUUCUCUCAGUUCACGUCCUUCCUGGACCUCAUACACUUCAGGCUGGAGCAGGUGGGCAUCACCUGUGUCAAGCUGGAGGGCAGCAUGAGCCUGGAGCAGCGCACAAAGGUCAUUGACUCGUUCAGCAAUGACCCGGGGGUGAGGGUGUUCCUAAUGAGCCUCAAGGCCGGCGGCGUGGCCCUCAACCUGACUGCGGCCAGCCACGUCAUGCUCAUGGACCCCUGGUGGAACCCCGCGGUGGAGCAGCAGGCGCAGGACCGGAUCCACCGGCUGGGCCAGUUCAAGGCCAUGAGGGUGACGCGCUUCGUGCUGGGCGGCACCAUUGAGGAGCGCAUCCUCAAGCUGCAGGAGAAGAAGCAGCUGGUGGGCGGUUUUCUCUUCGUUGAUAUCACCCCCCCCCAAAAUGCACCGUAG
This is a messenger RNA of Monoraphidium neglectum, 1572 nucleotides long. RefSeq lists its product as hypothetical. The record is from RefSeq and is a predicted model, not a curated record. NCBI's taxonomy places the organism in Eukaryota, Viridiplantae, Chlorophyta, Chlorophyceae, Sphaeropleales, Selenastraceae. Gene Ontology annotation, molecular function: ATP binding; metal ion binding; ATP-dependent chromatin remodeler activity. The coding region runs from base 1 to 1572 and encodes 523 amino acids. The transcript is spliced from 13 exons.